ACUAUCGAAAACUAAUUAACUGAUUGUAGGCGUUAAGAGGCGAUUGAUUGGGCGUUAUUAAAGAUGGAAGCCAGAAACGCAUCCAAAAUCUUUUCAUGUCUUGUAAUCAAAUAUUUAUCAAAUCAUGAAAUUUCACAUUGAAGAAUCUACUUUAGAGAUAUGGCUUUUUCUUCGAGCAUUAGCAUUUUUGAUGUUCUUUUCUCAGUUUUCUUCGCUGUUUGUUUUGAUGUCUGUUUUUGGGUCUCCUGUGGUUUUGAUACCGAGGCAAUUUCAAAUUUUUGGCGGAAGUGUGCAACACAUGCGCAGUUUUCCCUAGACAAGACGGCCAUCUUGAAUCGAGGUUUGACUGAUUGACCGAAUCACGCUCGAAUAUCGUAAAAAUGGCUACCACAAACGAAGAAUAUUUUGUAAUAGGAUUUUUGAUAAUCAUAAUUAGUAUCUUAUGGAGUUUAUUCGGAUUAUUUUGGAGUAUUCUAUUAGUUUUUACCAUUUUAAUUUUGGUUUACUUGUAUGGUCGACCAAAAACCAAGAUAGCAUUGCAGAGGAAACAUUUAAAUGAUGCAGUUACAAGAGUCGAUGGAUCAUCUGAAGAUAUGGAUAAAUCUUUGGAUGUUCCAUUUACCGGACUACCAAGUCCACAGAGUUACAAACCAAGUCUCAGAUCGCCAAUGCCUUUCCUUUCACCAGAUGUUAACAAGCGUCUCAGUUUUAAUGUCAGCUCGAUAUCACCUCUGCUGGGACGAGGUUCGGGGCUGAAAGGUCCAACGCCACUCAUGAGAAGUCCAGUAACACCAUCUUCGCCAAGCCCCCGCUACUUCAGCCUGAUCAAUCCCAGUUUCCAACAACAACAAGGCACUAUCAAGAUUGCCUCCCCUGAUUUCACUCGUACUUUGACAUUGACAUCACCUUCUCCCAAGUAUGCUGACACCAGACAAACUGUUUUGUCAGCUUUGAAGCAGAGCAGUACAAGAAAGCGUAGUGUUCUUGAGCAGGAGGAAGUAGAGGCCGGAGUAGCAAGCCCAGACUUACAUACAAGCAAGAGGAGGAAGUACCAUUACCGUAGUGCUGAUGGCAUCACUGAUGAGCCAGGCGCAAGUGAUGCAUCAAUGAUAAAUAAAGAUAUUGAGGAGCCUCCCCAACCACACAGGACAAGUGCCCUGCACCAGCUCAUUGCAGCAAGAUUAAAGAGGAGACCCCUCCACAGUAAUAUUGUCGAAAGUGAAACCACAGGUCUUAAAGACAUAUCUGAUACUGAGAGGAAGAGCAAGAUUCAAAGAACCACAGGCAAAUCAUUACCAGAAGUCACUCUAAGCAAAGCAAUAACAGAUGAUAGCGACAGUGGAUGUGAUGCCAAUGAUGAUGAUGAUGACAUCAUUAUGAGAGAUGCAGGCUUUAAAUCUCGCAAGAGAAAGAGCAGCACUGAGUCUACACCUUCCAAACCCACAUUAUCACAAACCUCCAGGAGUGGAACACCAAGACUGCUGUCCAAGAAACAGAGAAAAUUACAAAAUGCUGGCUCACAAAGUCUGGGCUCAAAGCAAUCGGAGAUCAGAUCUCUAAAGAGUAUGGAUACAAUAAUCGAAAGUCCAAAGAUCUCAGAGGCCAGUGCAACAAGUUCUCCACAGACCAAGCGUUUAGAAGUACAGGGCGGCAGUAGUCCAGGAAAAAUUAUAACUGAGACCCCAUCCAAACGCUUCACCGUUGUAAGGUUCCCAUCAGCUAAAGAAGAGGAGGAGGCUAGAAGAAGACCUGUGCCAGUGUAUUGUGCAUCAGUCAAUUCUCUGGACCUGCCUCCAAUGAAAGAAAGUCCUCAAUCACUCACCAGCGAAGACAUAGAGGAGGACAAAAAGCUUGCAUGGCAGCGUGUGCAGUACCUCCUAAAUGGGUUUGAGGAGGACGACGAGGAAAAUGAGCAACAAACACAAUCUAAUUGUAUCUUGUCAGGAACUUCACCGUCUGUGGCAAUAAGAGUGAUGAACCUAUCUUCACCAUCAUCGUCUGCCGCUAAUUCAAUCAUUACAACUACCUCAUCUUUAGGGUUAUUCCCAUCAGCCACUGUCAGCAUCACUCCUAUUUCCAGUCUACAGCCUCCUACAUUCACUGUUGCAUCUUCCAGUAGCUCUACCUCAGCGACAACAUCAAAUAUUGCAUCCAGCGCUCCAGCACCUAUUUCGUCUACAGCAUCCACCACAACUCUACUCGGCCAACAAGGUUUGACUUCUUCCUCGUUUGCUACAAAUCUGGUGGGCCAGCAAACUGCCAGCUCUACACCUAGCACCACAAGUCUACUAGGCCAGCAAGCCGUGAGUUCCGUGCCUUUCCCCACAAAUCUUCUAAGCCAGCCAUCUAUAACUUCUCCAGCAGUAUCUUCGUCAUCGUCUCAGCCUGUUACCAACCUUUUUGGGUCAACUCAAUCAAGUGCAAGUUCAAAUUUUGAUGCUGUGCCAUUGGCAAGCAGACCACCACCCCCUUACAGUCUCACCCCUGGUGCCCCCCUUGGUUCCCAGGGACCAUCCAUCUUAUCACAACAAUCAGCAACAAGUUCAACAGGCUUCGAGUCGCUGUUGGCGAUGUCUAACCAGAGCACAUCAGCCGCUGCUGUGUCCCUUCCUGCAACAACCUUUCCUGUCGCAUCUACAGGAUCCAUGAGUGCAGCUGCUGGGGUAGGCUUUGGAACAAGUUCACAGCCUGUUGCUGCUGGAGGCUUGUCUUUUCCCACAGCGGCUACAACAUCAAGUGCACCUUCUGGUCCAUCUGGUUUCACGUUUGGGGGUAACAACGUGACACCAACUUCAGCACUCCCAUCCAAUACCUCUCUAGCCACGAGUGGAUUCGGAUCCAAGCCUGGUGCUUCAUUAGCAACUCUAGCGUUUGGUUCACAGGCACCCUCUAGGUCAAUGCCAAACGCCUUUGGAGCUGCAUCAGGCAAGCUGUCAUCAACAUCCGCCGGAGGUUUAGCUCCAUCUGCUACUACCGCCGCCGCUCCUUCCUUGUUUGGCAGUAGCUCUGUUAGUGCUGCUCAAAGCAGUACACCUUCUGCCGGCGGAUUCACCUUUACUUCUUCCAAACCAAACCCAGACUCUUCGAUACAGUCCUCUGCUACCACUGGCUUCUCUUUUGCCUCAAAUACCGCAGCACAGCAGAAACCUGGAACAAAGCAGGAUAGCACAAGUGCCUUUGGAGUUUCACAAACUGCUUCAAAUAAUCUGUUUGGUGCAGCAUCCGCUCAGAACACUUUUGGAGCUUCAUCGCUGAAGCAAAACACGUUUGGUAGACAACCAACUUCACAGGGUGCUUUUGACACAUCAACAAACCUUGGAGCAUUCGGAGCACCAACACCAACUCCUAGUUCAUUUGGCUCUUCCACAGCGCCUCAAACAGCAUUCGGAGGACAGGGGGUGCCACAGAACACUGGAAAUGCCUUUGGGGCACCUGCAGCAUCCCAAAAUGCCUUUGGGGCAUCCGCCGUACCCCAGAGUGCCUUUGGGGCACCCGCCGCAUCCCAAAAUGCAUUUGGGGCCCCCGCCGCCUCCCAAAAUGCUUUUGGUUCGUCAACCACAUCCCAAAAUGCCUUUGGGGCUAAAACAACAGCCCAAAACACUUUUGGGGGUGCGUCGACCCAGAAUACGUUUGCAUUUGGAGCAUCUUCAGCGGUUCCCAAAGCGUUUGGUAGGUUUUCUCAGGCUUCCACUCCGGCACCACAAGGAGGAGGGUUUGGCAAGAGCAGCAGUGGUACGAGUGCCUUUGGGCCUGCCGCCGCAGGAAGUGGCAGCCAGGGUCCAUUCGCAUCAACGGCCGUCGGAGGGCAGGGCAUAUUUGGUGCCGCUAAGCCUGCGCCACAGCCCACCCCUGCUCCAACUGCGGGUGGCUUCAGUUUUGGGAACCCUGCUGCUCCUGCUGCUACCACUGGAGGCUUCAAGUUUGGUGCAAGCUCGCCUGCGCCAAGUGGCUUCACAUUUGGCUCAGCAUCUCCUGCAGCACCGGCUUUCGGCCAGCAAGCUACCGCAGCACCGGGUUUCGGCUCUUCCCCCGCACCUGCUUCUGGAGGGUUUAACUUCACCGCUGGCACGAGCAGCCCUGCAGGAGCAUUCGCACCCACCACGCCCACACCCGCAGCGGGCGCAGCUGCCUCAUCCGUCGCCCGGUUCAAAGCUCGUGCAUCAUCCGCAAGAAGGCGUGGCAAACGAUAAAAUGUACAGCAGGGUAGAUAGGUUAGACGCUUUAGUUAGAUAAUGCUGUUAUUGGUUAGGUUAGAAGCAAUACAUGUAAAUAUUUAUAUAUAUACGUAAGGAAGAAUUUAUAGCAAAUAAAUUGUAGCGUGAUAUGG
Molecule: messenger RNA, 4327 nt
Organism: Nematostella vectensis (starlet sea anemone)
Lineage: Eukaryota; Metazoa; Cnidaria; Anthozoa; Actiniaria; Edwardsiidae
Product: nuclear pore complex protein DDB_G0274915
Exons: 14
Coding region: 381-4190 (1269 amino acids)
Source: RefSeq, a predicted model, not a curated record